CGGUCAUAGAUUGAAAAGCGAAAGACAGCCCACGUGGCAUCAUCGUAACCGUCCCAUCUCCCGAUCUGAAUUAUCUGAUAGAGAGAGAUGUCUUAUGAUACAGAGGGUUACAGAGAGGCCCCACCAAUCUGAGCCAUCCGAUUUUCAAUUCUUCCUCGAGCCUUCCUUCUUCUUCUUCUUCUCCAAAAGGAAUUGAUUCAUCACUUUCUCUCUGCAUCUCUAGAAAACCAUGACAAGUUCUGCUGCUCCUUCUUGCAAGGCACUGAGCAAGAUCGCAUGUAAUCGGCUUCAGAAAGAGCUUAUAGAAUGGCAGAGGAAUCCACCCACAGGGUUCAAACACAAGGUCACCGAUAAUCUCCAGAGAUGGAUAAUUGAAGUUAUGGGAGCUCCAGGGACUCUGUACGCUAACGAUACGUAUCAGCUACAAGUUGAUUUCCCUGAGCAUUAUCCUAUGGAAUCGCCUCAAGUGAUUUUUCUGCCUCCAGCUCCUCUGCAUCCUCACAUUUACAGCAAUGGGCAUAUUUGCUUAGAUAUUCUCUAUGACUCGUGGUCUCCUGCCAUGACGGUGAGCUCUAUCUGCAUCAGUAUCCUCUCCAUGCUCUCAAGCUCGACGGAAAAGCAACGACCGACUGACAAUGACCGAUAUGUGAAGAAUUGUAAGAACGGAAGAUCUCCAAAGGAGACUCGAUGGUGGUUCCACGACGAUACAGUCUAAACCAUCCAUCAACCAUAAAUGUAUAAUAACCCGAAGCAGCCACGAGUAGGUUUGUUUAUUGUGUAAUUUUGAAAUUUUAACCGGGUUUAAAGAUGUCCUAAACCCAUUUCCAAGAAUCCGUUAUGUAAAAGAACAAAACAAUAAAAUUUGACUAAUUUGAAUCUUUCUACUCUA
Messenger RNA from Eutrema salsugineum, 889 nucleotides. Its product is annotated as probable ubiquitin-conjugating enzyme E2 16. The coding region runs from base 230 to 715 and encodes 161 amino acids. The record is from RefSeq and is a predicted model, not a curated record. NCBI's taxonomy places the organism in Eukaryota, Viridiplantae, Streptophyta, Magnoliopsida, Brassicales, Brassicaceae. The transcript has 6 exons.